Suricata suricatta (meerkat) is the source of this 1800-nucleotide messenger RNA. RefSeq names its product protein phosphatase 3 regulatory subunit B, alpha (gene PPP3R1). Bases 47 to 529 code for a protein of 160 amino acids. The transcript has 6 exons. The record is from RefSeq and is a predicted model, not a curated record. Gene Ontology annotation, molecular function: calcium-dependent protein serine/threonine phosphatase regulator activity; calcium ion binding. NCBI's taxonomy places the organism in Eukaryota, Metazoa, Chordata, Mammalia, Carnivora, Herpestidae.
GAAACUUGGUAUCCUAAAGGGAAAUGAGGCAAGUUAUCCUUUGGAAAUGUGCUCACACUUUGAUGCUGAUGAAAUUAAAAGGCUAGGAAAGAGAUUUAAGAAGCUCGAUUUGGACAAUUCUGGUUCUUUGAGUGUGGAAGAGUUCAUGUCUCUGCCUGAGUUACAACAGAAUCCUUUAGUACAGCGAGUAAUAGAUAUAUUUGACACAGAUGGGAAUGGAGAAGUAGACUUUAAAGAAUUCAUUGAGGGAGUCUCUCAGUUCAGUGUCAAAGGAGAUAAGGAACAGAAGUUGAGGUUUGCUUUCCGUAUCUAUGACAUGGAUAAAGAUGGCUAUAUUUCCAAUGGGGAACUCUUCCAGGUGCUGAAGAUGAUGGUGGGGAACAAUCUGAAAGAUACACAGUUACAGCAAAUUGUAGACAAAACCAUAAUAAAUGCAGAUAAGGAUGGAGAUGGAAGAAUAUCCUUCGAAGAAUUCUGUGCUGUUGUAGGUGGCCUAGAUAUCCACAAAAAGAUGGUGGUAGAUGUGUGACUCUUUUUCUAAAGAGUACCACCCAACACUUUUGCUUUCUUCUCCAUCUCUGAAGAUCUGCUCAAGACGUCCAGCAAUGCUCUCUGUGUAUUUAAAUGGAAGUAUUUUUCUCUGUGAAGCCACUUUUUCCAACACGAGCCUCAUGAAGCCAACUAAGUGUUAUUGAACUUAUUCUCUCAAUAACUCCGUGUAGCACUUUAAAGUCUGAAGGACAGCAACAUGAAAAGAGCAUAUCAAUGUGGUGAAGAAAGGGAAGGGGUUGGCUUUUUAAUUUAUUUUUCUUCAUCUUUUAUAACAAGAAAGUAUCUAUAUAUACAUAUGUAAAUAUUUAUAUAUAGAUAUAUGUAGCUUUCUAUAUGUGUAGUAGGUUGGCUUUAAUUUAAUAUACUUGAUUCAGAAACAAAACGAUAGAGUACAAAAGUGCCAAGCAGAACAUAAAACACCCUUACUUUUAUUUCACACAGUUUUAUAUAUAGAUAGGAAAUUGUACAAUUCGAGCCGGGUGUUAGGCCAGCUAUUUUCCUUUUCCUGUGCUUUCUCCUUUGAGAGAUUGACAAAGCAUUUGUUAACGUCCUAUUACUUCCCUUAACUACAUUUUUGUAACAGGAGUCUGUAAUUUUAUUUAUACCUAUGGGUAGAUUUUCAGGGACUAGGCCUCGUUGCUGAGCAGCUCUUACUCCGUUUCUGCGUGAGGAGAAAGUACAGCGCAGUGCCGCUGCCAAGAGCCCUUCUUAGGUUCCUGUGGGAGCCACACCAAGCUCAUGGCGGCCUCAUGGCUACACUUCUGAACUGGGAGCCAUUUUCAUUUAUUAAAUGUCCCUGAGUUAAAUGUAAGUUACCAGUUGUUGGAAAGGCCGGAAGCUGUCUGAGGCAGUCAUGAUUUAUCUUAGACAUUACUUACUGAAUACCUGAAGUAAUGAUGGAACUACUUAGGAUAGCCAUUCAUUUGUCUCAUUACAUGGGUAAAAAGUUUGUCAUUAAACUUGUUUGAACCAAAAAUUUCCGUUUCAGAAGACUUGCAGCUAACCUAAAAACUGAUGAUAUUUAAUGUGUAUGUACAUAUCUAGACACCCACAUACAUUUGUGAUUUAAAUGGAAGAAGUUUUACUAAUCUUACUAAUCAGUAGAACACAGAAGAGCAAAAUUUUAUCCAAAUUUAUCUCUCUCAUAUUUCUUUACCACAGGGUAUAGAGUGUGCAUGAUGGUUUUCUUUCUUGAUUUGCCCAUAUUUGUAAUGGAUGAUAACUGAAUAAACGUGUGAUAUAAAAGUA